UUAACACCCUGUUCGAAACAUAGCUUAACUUAUAGCGCUUUCACAUGUAGUAAUAUGGUAUUUAAAUGUUGAACAGCGACCGUUUACACACAAUUCGUAUUGCAUAAUUGUGUACGGACCAGAAAUGUCCAGUGCUCGUGAACUGAUUAUGACUUACAGCAAAAUAAGACAGUUUUGUAGACCUUUCGUUUCUUUCAGAUCAUUUCGCUACGAUUCAUAUAUUAUACAAAAAAACUUCUUGUAUGAUAAAUUGUUAAAAAUUACUUCGCAUACAGUAUUUCCUGUACACGAUCGAUCAACCUUGUGCUUCUCAACUUCAACAUAUUUUAAAAGUGAUUCUAAUACCAUGUGCGAGGGUGAUACGAAGGAACUUAAUGUUUAUUAUAAAGACAUUUUAAAGGCUCAGAAUGACGAUGAUGUACUAAUUAUCGAUGUCAGAGAACAAAGCGAAAUUGACGAAACUGGAAAAUUACCAGGAAGUAUUCAUAUACCGAUGGGAGAUGUUUCAAAUGCGUUGCUAAAUCUUUCCGAAAAAGACUUUAAGGAAAGAUUCAAUAAAGAAAAACCAACAAAAGAUACAAGGGUCAUAUUGAGUUGCAGAUCUGGUAAAAGAAGUGGAAUGAUACUGGAAGAAAUGCAAAGACUUGGAUAUCACAAUGUAUACAAUUAUGUUGGAGGAUGGUUAGAUUGGGAGAGUAAUCAAAAGGUAUAGAUUUUUAUAUUAGAUUUGUAUAUAAUAAUCGUUUCUUAUGUAUCUAGGCAUAUUUACUAAUAAAUUGUUUUAAAUUGUUCAAAAUGAA
Messenger RNA from Hylaeus volcanicus, 800 nucleotides. Its product is annotated as thiosulfate sulfurtransferase/rhodanese-like domain-containing protein 3. Gene Ontology annotation, molecular function: thiosulfate-cyanide sulfurtransferase activity. Lineage: Eukaryota; Metazoa; Arthropoda; Insecta; Hymenoptera; Colletidae. The transcript has 4 exons. The coding region runs from base 125 to 712 and encodes 195 amino acids. Gene Ontology annotation, cellular component: mitochondrion. The record is from RefSeq and is a predicted model, not a curated record.